Molecule: messenger RNA, 288 nt
Organism: Anastrepha obliqua
Lineage: Eukaryota; Metazoa; Arthropoda; Insecta; Diptera; Tephritidae
Product: glycine-rich protein 3
Exons: 2
Coding region: 1-288 (95 amino acids)
Source: RefSeq, a predicted model, not a curated record
AUGCUGAUAAGUGCAAUCGAGACAGUGCCACAUCCUAAACAAACAGAACAACAUACAAUUUCAGCUAGAGAAUCAUAUGACUUGAACAUUGGUGCCGGUGUCGAAAAUGAAAAGGAUGAUUUGCAAGGCUCUUCCUCGUUUGGUUAUGGCUACUAUUCGUAUCCAUAUUUAGGUGGUGGCUACUAUGGUGGAUAUUAUCCUUCCUAUGGUGGCAUUUAUGGAUUAGGUUAUCCCUAUUAUGGUGGCUACUAUGGCGGUUAUCCUGGUUUCCAUGGUCAUUACUGGUAG